AGCACAGCAACCAUGUCAAUGAGGUUCCUUUCAUUAUUUGCCUGCAUAUCCUUAGCGUUUGCGCUACCACAGACACAAGUCUCUGGAGGAAACAGCUACAAUAUUUCUAUUUUAAGCCCUACCAGCGAUAUCCCUGGUACCACUCCUCCCACCACUGGCUCUCCAACCUCGGCUGCCGCCACAACCUCUGCUACCAGCACUGGAGCAACCGACUCUCCUACCCCAACCUUCGUUGCGGGUAAGACUACUGUGGAAGAUCUUUGGGCUCAGAUUGAAAAAUAUAGUCCUGUCCUCGUGGCUGCCAAAAGCAACUUGACAGACAGUACGAAAUUUGAUCUGCCUCCGAAUCCACCAACAUUUCUUCCUUCCUACCUAUCAGAGAACACCAAAGGUCUAAAAUUUCCAAAGGGGUUCAGGUACGGUGUUGCCUCGGCUGCCACACAAGUUGAAGGUGCUGCAAAAGAGGAUGGAAAGGGACCUUCUGUUUGGGACUAUGGCCCGCAUGUUUAUCCCGACCUCUACCUUGGUGCACCUGAUGUGACAGACGAUUUCUAUCACCGCUAUGUCAACGAUUUUGCUCGUCUCAAGGCCAUGGGAGUCAACACUUUUUCGUUGUCUCUCUCCUGGACUCGCAUUUAUCCUCUUGGUAGUGGGCAAGUCAAUGAGGCCGGACUAAAAUUUUAUGACAAGGUUAUUGACGAAGCUAUUAAGAAUGAUAUUCAGCCUAUCGUUACUCUGUUCCACUGGGAUACGCCACUAGCUCUUUCGGCACAAUACGGCUCAUUCAUGUCAAUGAAUAUCACGGAUGAUUUUAAUAAUUACGCUGAGACCGCUUUCCGUCGGUACGGAGACCGGGUAAAGGUGUGGAUUACUUUCAACGAACCAAGAGUGUUCUGUUCACAAACAGCAGGCAACCCAUAUAACCUCAAUUUCCCAAGCGGCAUUAAUGCCACCAAUGCACCUUACCACUGCUCUCACAAUCUUCUGGUGGCUCACGGAAAAGCCGUGAAGACUUAUCGAAGCCUAGUAAAAGAAGGAACCAUCAAGGCUGGACAAAUUGCAUUUAAAGGUGACGAUAAUAAGCCUACUCCUUGGUCCAAUAGCCCAGAGGAUAUCGAGGCAUCCAACCGCCACGCCGACUUUUUCAUUGGUAUCUUUGCUAAGCCUGUGUACAUUGAUGGUGAUUACCCAACUACCUGCAAAGAAACUCUUGGUUCCUUCUUGCCAGAAUUGACACCAGAAGAACAAAAAUUGAUCAAGGGAUCGGCUGACUUUUACGCUCAAGAUUUGUAUCGCAUCAACACCGCAAAGGCUGCACCUAAUGGAAUCAAGGCAUGUGCUGGUAACGUUACGGAUCCCAACUGGCCGGCUUGUCAAGAUGGCAGGGUAGAAUACAGUUCCGGUGCACCUGGUGGUUGGGGAUAUGGACAACAAGCUGAUCCUAGAUCCAACUGGCUGGUUAACUCCUGGUUUGCUAUUCGAGAACAACUUAAAUAUUUGUCAAAGACUUAUCCUACCAAAGGAGGACUUUACAUCAGCGAAUUUGGAUGGGCAGAAGCAUUUGAAAACCAGCGCACUGAGCAAUACCAAAUUGUUUCCGAUUACGGUAGAGAAACGUAUUACAGGGACUACUUGAAUGAAUUCUUGUUGUCAAUCCAUCAGGAUGGUGUUGACUUACGAGGAGUCUUUGCCUGGUCGCUCUACGAUAACUAUGAAUGGGCUCUUGGCUUGACUCAAAAGUUUGGUUUACAGUAUGUUAACUUCACCGACCCAGCUCUUCCUCGUCACUUCAAGAGAUCGUUUUAUGCCAUGCGAGACAUCAUGCAGCAUCACCUUCAACCUGAAGACUUCAACAAAUGAUAAUCAAAGGAUAAGAGAUACCUAUACGGCAUAUAUAGACAUCGAUUCUCAUUAAACGUGAAAAUAUAAAUAUCAAUUUGGCUCAAAAAUUUAU
Messenger RNA from Umbelopsis ramanniana AG, 1954 nucleotides. RefSeq lists its product as uncharacterized. Gene Ontology annotation, biological process: carbohydrate metabolic process. Gene Ontology annotation, molecular function: beta-glucosidase activity. The record is from RefSeq and is a predicted model, not a curated record. Bases 13 to 1860 code for a protein of 615 amino acids. The transcript has a single exon. NCBI's taxonomy places the organism in Eukaryota, Fungi, Mucoromycota, Umbelopsidomycetes, Umbelopsidales, Umbelopsidaceae.